UGCCAGCCUCGUUCCAGAGACAUGAUGGUGAAGGUCGGAGUGAACGGAUUUGGCCGUAUUGGACACCUGAAUGGGAAGCUUGUCAUCAACGGGAAGGUCAUCACCAUCUUCCAGGAGCGAGAUCCCACCAACAUCAAAUGGGGAGAUGCCGGCGCCGAGUAUGUUGUGGAGUCUACCGGUGUCUUCACCACCAUGGAGAAGGCUAGGGCCCACUUGAAGGAUGGGGCCAAGAGGGUCAUCAUCUCCGCCCCUUCAUUCGAUGCCCCCAUGUUUGUGAUGGGUGUGAACCAUGACAAGUAUGACAAUGCCCUCAAGAUUGUCAGCAAUGCUUCCUGCACCACCAACUGCUUAGCCCCUUUGGCCAAGGUCAUCCAUGACAACUGUGGCAUCGUGGAAGGACUCAUGACCAUAGUCCAUGCCAUCACGGCCACCCAGAAGACUGUGGAUGGCCCCUCUGGGAAGCUGUGGCGAGACGGCCGUGGCGCUGCCGAGAACAUCAUCCCUGCGUCCACUGGCGCUGCCAAGGCUGUAGGCAAAGUCAUCCCAGAGCUGAACAGGAAGCUCACGGGCAUGGCCUUCCGCGUUCCUACCCCCAGUGUGUCCGUUGUGAAUCUGACAUGCCGCCUGGAGAAAGCUGCCAAGUAUGACGACAUCAAGAAGGUGGUGAAGCAGGCAUCCGAGGGCCCACUAAAGGGCAUCCUGGGCUACACUGAGGACCAGGUCGUCUCCUGUGACUUUAACAGUGACUCCCACUCUUCCACCUUCGAUGCUGGAGCUGGCAUUGCUCUCAAUGACAACUUUGUAAAGCUCAUUUCUUAGUACGACAAUGAAUUCGGCUACAGCAACAGAG
Alexandromys fortis (reed vole) is the source of this 850-nucleotide messenger RNA. Its product is annotated as glyceraldehyde-3-phosphate dehydrogenase-like. The transcript has 2 exons. Gene Ontology annotation, molecular function: NAD binding; glyceraldehyde-3-phosphate dehydrogenase (NAD+) (phosphorylating) activity. Gene Ontology annotation, biological process: glycolytic process. The record is from RefSeq and is a predicted model, not a curated record. Gene Ontology annotation, cellular component: cytosol. NCBI's taxonomy places the organism in Eukaryota, Metazoa, Chordata, Mammalia, Rodentia, Cricetidae. The annotation marks the transcript as partial.